AUGCUGAUGAAAGGGUUGGUCUGCCCGUGCCCUGCCCUACCCAACUUCUUGGAGCUGGGAGCCUGCUUAAUGGCUGAGGGUUCCCGGACUCAGGCGUCAGGUCAAGGGCCUCCUAUCAACAUCCAGUUCCUUCGAGCCCAGUAUGAAAGUCUGAGGAGACAGCAGAGGACCCAGGCCCACCUGAUGGUGUUCCCUAAAGAAGGGGCCAUGCUUACUCCAGCUGAAUCGAUGACCAGUGCUGUUUGGAUUAACAAGGAGAGAAAGAGCUCACUGUCCCCAGAUGAGACUGACUCUGAAGUUGAGGGGACAUUGGAGGAAGUGGACAGAAGCUGCCAUCAGGCUCCUGAGACUCCAUGGCACACAUACUUAGAGAUGCACCGCUUGGUUCAAACCCUCCAUCUGGAAGCCAGCCACGAAGGGAAUCGCAAGGGCUCCUUUGCAGAGUCAGAACCGAGGCUCUCUCCAGAAGGAGACCCUAAUGUGUUGGAAAACAAUCACAAGACUCAGCAAGAAACCAAAAUCCUAGAGGUGGCCCAGUGCCAAGGUCAGGAGAGCAGUAUCCCACUACAGGCAGCAGGCUCCAGUUUACAAGCCAGCACCCAGCAUCUUCCUUCCACAAAGAACCAACACAGGUCUGGAAAACCAGCUCAUUAUCCAUUUCCCCAGAGGAAACAUCCCAGGAUCUCCCAAGCUGCCCGGAACCUGGGCUUAUAUGGUCCACCCUGAAGCUUUCACUCAGCCAGACGUCUCAUCUUUGUGGCCAUCAAUCAACUCAAUCAAGGAAGGACACAAAGCCACAACCAGACAGAGCCUUGAACAAUGAGCAACAGUUGGACCACCCCAAUUGUGGAACUUCUUAAUGGGAAAUGGUCUUUUCCUUCAAAAUUCAGGAGAAUACUCAUCAGACUGCUUACCGUUAAGAUGAACGUUCUCUCUUUUCCACACAGCCUGACUUUAGUCCUAUAGGGGAACAUUGCCAACAGUUCUAGCUGCUUUUCCACGGCUGGGUCCAGUAGGACAUUUGGUGGUCCCAGAAGUAAAGCAGGAACCUUAGCAAGAUGGGUAUUUUCACAAUGUCUGGAACAUUGUGCUUAUAGGAGCUCUUUUUUUUUCUCUUCAAUAUUUUCUGAUUCUUUGUAUAUUUUGAGAAGGUCUCUGAGAAUUUAGAACAUUUUUUUCUAGUUGCUCUGUCUGGGGAUUUAGAUGAUUCAGUUAUUAGUAGUGAUCACAUAAUUUCAUUUUAAGCCUCCCAGACUGUGGUCAUCCCUGGUGAAAAGGGUCAGAUCUGUUCCACCUACUAUCUUGUGUGUUCAAGGAGUCCUUGGGAAAGAAUGCUUUCUCUCCGCUGUCACAGAGAUGGUCCAUCCCUGCUUCACUACAAAUCUGUUUCCUGCCAGCCUUCCCUUCUAUUUUUUUUUUUUCCCCAUUCCUCUUACCCUUGUGUUCUCUUCUGUCAAUUAACUUCUUACCAAAAUCCACCAACCACUAGCCAGGUGUGGUAGCAAAUGCAUGUAAUCCCAGCAAUAAGGAGGCUCCAGGAGGCAAGACCGUCAAGAGCUCAUGCCUGUGUUAUAUGAGAUCCUCCAACCAAACAACAAACAAAACAAAAUGGCCGCCAUUGUUGGAGACAGUCAUCAGAGCUGAAGGGAGGGGAGAGACCCUCCCGCUUGGAAAACAGGCAUCUCCACAAACUACCUCCUUUGUAGCCUGCUGAUGACUCAGGUCCCUCCUGAAAGGCUUAGCAUGCUUUGGAGUAAGAAGUCUAUUAGAAGAGCUAUUAGCGUGAACACCAUGGACAGACAGACAGACAGACAGGCAGGAACAGGUGGGGCUCUGAAGGCAG
Molecule: messenger RNA, 1843 nt
Organism: Onychomys torridus (southern grasshopper mouse)
Lineage: Eukaryota; Metazoa; Chordata; Mammalia; Rodentia; Cricetidae
Gene: C2H9orf152
Product: chromosome 2 C9orf152 homolog
Exons: 2
Coding region: 1-726 (241 amino acids)
Source: RefSeq, a predicted model, not a curated record